UCGUUGCCCUUUUCUUUCUGUUUUCCUGUUAUAGGUAUUUUUUUUUUACUUUUAUAUGACAGUAUUUUUUGAAUAUUUUCUAUCUUUAAUAUCUGAACAAUUGAAAACGAGCCGUUAACUAACGUCCGCGUCUGCCAUAUUGAAAUCGCUUAGAUUAUUUUCCGCCAUAUUGGUUUUACACAAUUGUUUUAUAUUUACAGUUUUUCAACUAUUUCUAGUUACAGUAGACGCUUGAUAAUGUGAACCGAAAGAGUUGUUCACAAUAUCGAUUUGUUCACGUUAACGAAUAUUAUAAUUGGAAUACAUUUUGGUUUGUUUUUGGGGUCUUUUUAAUAGUUUAUAAGCAUCAGUUCAGUGGGGUCGACGUCACUCUCUUCUGCCCUUUGGGUUAAUAUAUGUAAAGAGCAUCUGUAGUAAAGUACCCAAUAUAUUAGGGGAUUUACAGCAAUAUGGCGCAAUAGCAACGGUGAAAUAUCGAUUUUUAAGGUCAAUGGUCAUUCGCUUCUAUAUACAUAUAAACGAAGAUUAUGUAGUUUGUUCAUGAUAUACGGUAGUUUAGCAGUUCACAUUAUGCGAUGUUUACACUAUCGAGUGUCUGUUGUGUUAUACAAUAAGCAUUCCUUAUUUAAUUUGUUGAGAUUAUUAAUAUUUAAAAAAUAAAUUUUGUUACGUAAAAUACUUUAAAAUUGGUUUUUAUUAUUAAUUGAAGAAAUAUGUCUUUUUCGAAUGUUUAAACAAUUUGGUACUGACCUAUGUCGGUGCAUAUCGCGAUCUUAGUGCGCAGGGGUGGCACGGCAGUAUGACGUCAGAAAUAUCAAUACGGAUAUUUCAACCACACAUUUUAUCAAGUGUUCGCCUACAUUUUAAUUUUUAUUACAGUGAAAUAGCAUGUCAACAGGGGACAACUUAGGGGCAGCCACUGCCGGUGGGGAAGAUGGGAUUGUUGGGGGUCCUCGUACACCCCAGCAAAUCGCUGCCCAAAAGAGAUUACAACAAACACAGGCGCAAGUCGAUGAAGUAGUGGAUAUUAUGAAAACAAACGUAGAAAAAGUUUUAGAAAGGGACUCGAAACUUUCGGAACUCGAUGAUCGAGCAGACGCUCUCCAGCAAGGCGCAUCACAAUUUGAACAGCAGGCGGGAAAGUUGAAGAGAAAGUUUUGGCUACAGAAUUUAAAGAUGAUGAUCAUCAUGGGGGUAAUUGGACUGGUAAUUCUAAUAAUUAUUGUUAUGAAAUUCAUGCCUGACAACCCUCCCCCUCAAGCCCCCGUGAUGCCAGUGAGUAAUGUGGUGGCAGCUCCACCGGGACAAGGCGCCGUUUCCCAGGGUGGAGCCGCACUUCCUCCUGGAUCGUCUGCACCCCAAACACCGCCGGCAGCUAAAAGAUUUAUUUAAAUUUUGUAUUAUUAUGACGUGUACUAGUCCAAUAAUGUCAUUAUUAACGAAGCUACGGCAUGGCAAAAUCGAUUUUUUUCAUGUUUCUAACAACAAAGUGGUGCUAACUUUAGCCCUAGAUUAAAGUAGGGCAAAAUAUAGGGCUAGAAUUGCUGUAGUGUGUGUAUGUAAUAGGUGGAUUAGGGUUGAAAAAUUGGGGCUAAACGUAGUACCUACAAUGUACGUUCUUAAAUUCGUUAGUAUAUCAUGUGUAAAAAACGAAACUGCAUUUUCCGGGUCUAUAUUAUAAUAUACAAAUACUCGCCUUAGUCUUUCUUAUAGGCAUUACUGCUUAUAUGACUUUCUUUUUGGCCCAGUGGUCAAUGUUAACUAAAUAUGGUUUGCUAAUUAAUCCUAUCAUCAGAAGGUUGUAUAAUAUGUAGGUAUUAGUUGAAGUGCGUGAUCUUUCAAAAUAAAGGUCGUACUACUGCUUAGGGUGGAUAUUAUACUGUAUAUGAUCGUUUGCUUUUGGAUACUUUACUUAUUAUAGUUGUAAAUAAUAAAAACCUACUGUUAAUUUUCGGUAGAGAAAUAGGACAGGUGAGAAACGUUACCUUAAUUAUUUUAAUAAAAAAUAAAAUAAUAACACCACGGAGUGGAGGUUAUAAACCAAAUUCUCCGCAUUUAUGUAAAAAAAUGAACGAUUUAUUACACCUAAUGAACCUUUAAAAUAUACUGUGUAAUAAUGUUGUAGUUAGUUUAUUAUUAAUAUGAUAUAUUAAUGUAAAAUCAAACUAAUCACUGGUUUAAAUACGAAUUUUUUUAGAUGUGGCAAGUAUACAGUACAUAUAAAUAAUCGUACGAGCCUCUAUUUAGAAUUUUGUAUUAAUUUUUCUGGUACUGUAGGUAUGUACUUCAUUUUGUCCUUUUACAGAUUUCGUAAAGGGUAGAAUGGAUUUAAUAAUCUACUUUUCGAAAUCCACUGUAUAAAGAAUGUACCAUUUAUUUGAGAAAUAAACUUUAGA
Molecule: messenger RNA, 2396 nt
Organism: Agrilus planipennis (emerald ash borer)
Lineage: Eukaryota; Metazoa; Arthropoda; Insecta; Coleoptera; Buprestidae
Product: vesicle-associated membrane protein 2
Exons: 5
Coding region: 889-1392 (167 amino acids)
Biological process (GO): vesicle fusion; vesicle-mediated transport
Cellular component (GO): SNARE complex; plasma membrane
Molecular function (GO): SNAP receptor activity; syntaxin binding
Source: RefSeq, a predicted model, not a curated record